This is a messenger RNA of Trichoderma gamsii, 1812 nucleotides long. RefSeq lists its product as hypothetical. The transcript has 3 exons. The coding region runs from base 1 to 1812 and encodes 603 amino acids. NCBI's taxonomy places the organism in Eukaryota, Fungi, Ascomycota, Sordariomycetes, Hypocreales, Hypocreaceae. The record is from RefSeq and is a predicted model, not a curated record.
AUGAGGCCUCCCGCAAGGCAGUGCUUGGAAGUGACAUCUGGCGCAUCGCGGCUUUUCGCACUAGCAUCGCAGAAGUGCACGAGAUUCCCCACGCCGCGCCGAUCGAUUGCAGCCUCGCCCAAGUGUUCAAUUGACUCUCGCGCGUUCACAUCGCGGGCACGUGAGAUCAUCAAGCAGGCCGCUCCAAGCACUUAUACUUGCGAUCACCCGGCUCAAAAGACAGCCUCACGAGACCCUCAUAGCGCCGUUCUUUCGCCCUUGCGUAGAAAGACACGGACGAGCCGCAGCAUUGACCUUCGGAGUGGCUUUACCUAUACCACCGGCGUCGUAGUUCUUCUUGCUGUUGUCGCCAUCUCUUGCGCUGCGACAGUAGAUUUGCGCGAACGUCCUGCGACUACGGAUUCAAUAACUACUACCGAUUCGGAAGAUACUGUGGCCACCGCCUCGCUUUCUGACAGCAUGUCGACCCAAAUCGCACCGGGGCACGUGGGCAACCUGACCUCAGAGCAGGAAGAGAAGCUGCGCCAGCUGUGGCAAGCUUUAUUCCAGGUUUGCGGCGUUGCUGCUGAAGAGACUGGCUCUGGCUCUGCCGGCGCUGAUGCGACGCCUAAAGGAAAGCCGGAAGUGGCGGAAGCAGAGGGGAAGAAGAAGCGCUUCGGCGUCUUUAAGAGAAAGGCAGCUGACAAGCCGGCCGCGAGCGAGGCUGACGACGACAAGUAUGGCCAAAGCAAGCACUUCCAAGAGGUGCUUGCGAGCCACAGCCCUGAAAUCAUUCGCGAGACGUACUGGGCCAUGGUAAAGCAUGAUCACCCCGACGCCCUCGCCUUGCGGUUCCUUCGAGCCCGGAAGUGGGAUGUGGAGAAGGCUCUUGUUAUGCUGGUGUCUACUAUGAGCUGGAGACAUACCGAGAUGAAAGUGGACGAGGACAUCAUGAAGAAUGGAGAAGAGGGCGCCGUUUUGGAUGCGCAGAAUGGCAAGGGUGACGCCAAGAAGGUUGGCGAAGACUUUUUGGCACAGCUUCGAAUGGGCAAGAGUUUUUUGCACGGAGUGGACAAGCAGGGCCGGCCCAUUUGUGUUGUCAGAGUGCGCCUCCAUCAUCAGGGAGAGCAUUGCGAAGAAAGUCUGGAGCGAUGCACCGUCUACCUUAUUGAGACUGCGAGAAUGGUGUUGAGACCACCCGUGGACACAGCUACUGUCGUGUUUGAUAUGACGGGGUUUUCCAUGGCGAACAUGGAUUACACCCCUGUCAAGUUUAUGAUCAAGUGCUUUGAAGCCAACUACCCUGAAUCUCUUGGAGCUGUUCUCGUUCACAACGCACCAUGGAUAUUCCAAGGAAUUUGGAAGAUCAUUCGCGGCUGGUUAGAUCCUGUUGUGGCAGCCAAGGUUCACUUCACAAAUAACAAGAAAGACUUGCAAGAGUUCAUCGAGCCUGCACAUGUCCUCAAAGAGCUCGGGGGAGACGAAGAUUGGGAAUACAAAUAUGUAGAGCCCGUCGCUGGCGAAAAUGAUCUGAUGAAGGAUACCGAGACCAAGGGAAAACUCGUCGGGGUCAGGGAAAAGCUUAUGAAGGAAUACGAAGAAGCGACCGUGCAGUGGAUAGACAAGGGCGACAGCAAAGAAAUCAUCGACAAGAGGGGCCAGCUGGCGACGCAGCUGAGAGAAAACUACUGGCAACUUGACCCGUACGUGCGUGCGCGAUCUCUGUACGAUAGACAGGGAAUAUUGCAAGGUGCUGCUACGGCGAGAUGGUACGAUCCCCCGGCCUCUGGUGGGAAAGGAAACCUAGAAACAUCUGCCGACGAUGUAGACUAA